GGGCGGUUGCUCCUGGGAAGAAGGAGCUUGUAGAAUAGGGAUCAUUAUUUAUUUGUCAACCUUUUAAAACCCCGAAAAGUUCGUAUGCUGCUGCUCGUGUCCACAACGUGAGGGUUUUCUACCGCCAGCUGGAGAAUGAAAGGACCUGUAGCGUCCGUCGCGGCUGUUGUGUGUGUUUCCACUGCCAGGUGAGGACCCUGGAAACCAGCCACAGCCUCCCGAGCUAACGACAUGACAGCUGGACGUGUUAGCAGCGAGAGCAGGGCACAAUGUCCUCAAACCACCGUCUGAGGGACAUGGAUCAACAGCACCCCCUGCUGGACAGGGAGGAGGAGGAGGAGGAGGAGGAGGUGGCUGAGAAGAGUUUCCACAGCGAGGUUAAGCAGCUCUGGUUCAUCCAGGACUGCUGCGGCAUGGUGUGUGCCUUCAUCACCUGGUUCCUGGUCUUCUUCGCCGACUUUGUGGUCACCUUCGUUAUGCUGCUUCCCUCCAGGAGCUUCUGGUACGCUGUGAUCAAUGGGGUGGUCUUCAACAGCCUGGCCGUGCUGGCGUUGGCCUCCCACCUGCGGACCAUGCUGACUGACCCAGGAGCUGUUCCAAAAGGAAACGCCAAUAAGAAAUACUUGGAGAGUCUGCAACUGAAGCCAGGAAAUGUCAUCUACAAAUGUCCAAAAUGCUGCAGCAUCAAACCUGAGAGGGCUCAUCACUGCAGUAUCUGUGAGCGCUGCAUCCGAAAGAUGGACCAUCACUGUCCCUGGGUCAACAACUGUGUCGGGGAGAAGAACCAGCGCUUCUUCGUCCUGUUCACUAUGUAUAUUGCUGUAAUCUCUGGUCACGCUCUGGCUCUCUGUGGAUACCACUUCAUCACAUGCAUCAGAGUCCAGUGGAGAGAGUGCAGCGAUUUCUCUCCUCCAGCGACGAUGAUGCUGAUGAUCUUCCUCUGCAUGGAAGGCCUCCUCUUCCUCACCUUCACAGCCAUCAUGUUCUGCACUCAGCUCCACUCCAUCUGCAACGAUGAGACGGAGAUUGAGCGUUUGAGGAACGAGAAGCCAACAUGGGAGCGUCGGACUCGCUGGGCAGGCCUGAGGUCGGUGUUUGGAGGUCGGCCCUCCCUGCUCUGGAUGAGCCCCUUCGCUGGACUCAGACUAUCAAGCUUUCUACCUAAGCGCACCUGGAGGGGUGGGACAGAGUUCUCAGUCUGACGCAACGUUAUUCAAACACCCCACAGAGGUUGUACCUCCUUGUGGUGGUGGUGGUGGUGGGGAAUCGAAACCAGCCACUGCAGUCAAGGAGCUGCAGAAAGUCCAGCUGGGCUUGUGGAGCACUCCACUCCUCUGUGUUGUCCCUCGAGCUUGAGGCUGUUUCUGAGCCAGAGGAAACUGGUUCAGUGUCUCUAAGCAAAAGCUGAGGCUCCAUAUCUAUCGCGUGUUUUCUGACCCUGUGAAUAAGAAAGGUGCGGGAACAUCAUCCCAGCUAGGGGCAAAAAAUAUCUCUCCACCUACUCACAGGCCAAUGAUGCAGGAUAUGUGGAGAAUCUUUGUUGCUUCCACAUGAAUCAUUCAAGCUUAUGUGAGUAAAUCAAAUUUGGACACUAAAUGUUUUUUAAAUCAUAGAUUAGUUUUGUCAAACUGUUGGGAACCACUCCUCUAAAGCAUGUUUUUGUCUGUAUGUAAUAGUUGAUCUUCACUAUAAUGAAAUGUAAAAAGCAUGACAAAUCUAAUGAAACCACCAUUUGAGUAGUUGCUGGAAAUAAAUUGUAAAUCAUGUUAUUUCUCAUCUUAAUGAAUAUUGUUGUUAAAAAAAAUAAAGUUGUUUUUAGUGUGGGAUUUUUAA
Molecule: messenger RNA, 1833 nt
Organism: Limanda limanda (common dab)
Lineage: Eukaryota; Metazoa; Chordata; Actinopteri; Pleuronectiformes; Pleuronectidae
Product: palmitoyltransferase ZDHHC7-like
Exons: 7
Coding region: 270-1202 (310 amino acids)
Biological process (GO): protein targeting to membrane; peptidyl-L-cysteine S-palmitoylation
Cellular component (GO): Golgi apparatus; endoplasmic reticulum
Molecular function (GO): protein-cysteine S-palmitoyltransferase activity
Source: RefSeq, a predicted model, not a curated record